CCAGUAUUGAUUGGGUUGCGCUUUAAAGGUGAUACAUUGCUCUUUCAGCAAUCAUCAGGAUCCUUAAAUGUUCUUGUUAACAUCAGAAGCUAGAAGUCUGGUUGUGUGGAACUGUCCUCCUGACCUGUAGCAUGAGAUACAACAGUUCUACCUGGUCACACAGCAUUAAGUAAGAUUUUCUUUAUCGAUGGACAACACCGGAUAUAGCAACGAGAGCAGUACAAGUGACGAGGACAUGGUGGAGAUAACAGGGGCAACGUUAGACUUCUCCACCACGGAGGAUGUUCCACCCUUGGGCCGAGAAUACGGUUCUGGGGAUAACACAGGUAUGGAGGAGGUGGAUGGGGUCCCUAAGCUAAUGGACCUCCUGGAUGAGCCUGUUCCAGGGGUGGGCACUUAUGAGGACUUCAACACUAUCGACUGGGUGCGGGAAAAGUCCAAAGAUCGCGAUCGCCACAGAGAGAUUACCAGUAAAAGCAAGGAAUCCACAUGGGCGCUGGUGAAGAGCGUCAGCGAUGCUUUCUCUGGCUGGCUGCUGAUGCUGCUCAUUGGACUCAUGUCAGGAGCUUUGGCCGGUGGAAUCGACAUUUCCGCCCACUGGAUGACAGACCUCAAGGAAGGGGUUUGUCUGAACGGGUUCUGGUUCAACCACGAACACUGCUGUUGGACAUCCAACGAGACCACCUUCCAGGAGAGGGACAAAUGUCCCCAGUGGAAAAGCUGGGCGGAGCUUAUUAUUGGCACCACGGAGGGUCCAUUUGCCUACAUUAUGAAUUACCUGAUGUACGUGUGCUGGGCGUUGCUCUUUUCUUUCCUGGCAGUUAGCCUGGUCAGGGCCUUUGCUCCUUACGCCUGCGGCUCUGGAAUCCCAGAGAUCAAAACCAUAUUGAGCGGGUUCAUCAUCCGUGGGUACCUGGGGAAGUGGACCCUGCUGAUCAAGACGGUGACCCUGGUUCUGGCUGUGUCGUCUGGGCUGAGCCUGGGGAAGGAGGGGCCCCUGGUCCAUGUGGCCUGCUGCUGUGCCAACAUCCUCUGCCACCUGUUCACUAAGUACCGCAAGAACGAGGCCAAGCGAAGAGAGGUUCUAUCUGCAGCUGCUGCCGUUGGAGUGUCUGUGGCUUUUGGCGCCCCCAUAGGAGGAGUGCUCUUUAGCCUGGAAGAGGUCAGCUACUACUUCCCGUUAAAGACCCUGUGGCGGUCAUUCUUUGCGGCGCUGGUAGCAGCCUUCACCUUGCGCUCCAUCAACCCAUUCGGCAACAGCCGCCUGGUGCUGUUCUACGUGGAGUUCCAUACCCCCUGGCACCUUCUAGAGCUCAUCCCCUUCAUCCUCCUUGGCAUCUUCGGCGGCCUCUGGGGCGCCUUCUUCAUCCGCGCCAACAUUGCGUGGUGUCGGCGGCGGAAGACCACAUGGCUGGGCCGCUACCCGGUCCUGGAGGUGCUGGUGGUGACGGCGGUGACAGCUGUGGUGGCCUUCCCCAACAGCUACACCCGGACCAGCACCAGCGAGCUCAUCUCGGAGCUCUUCAACGACUGCGGCCUGCUGGACUCGUCCAAGCUGUGCAACUACGACAACGCCAAUGUGACCAAGAGCAGCAACGAGCUGCCAGACCGCCCGGCCGGGGCCGACGUCUACACAGCCAUGUGGCAGCUCUCCCUGGCGUUGGUCUUCAAGAUGCUCAUCACCGUGGUGACGUUUGGCAUGAAGGUUCCCUCCGGCUUGUUCAUUCCCAGUUUGGCGGUGGGGGCGAUCGCAGGCAGGCUGCUGGGGAUAGGCAUGGAGCAGCUGGCCUACUACCACCACGACUGGGUGAUCUUUCGAGGCUGGUGCUCCCCCGGAGCCGACUGCAUCACUCCGGGCCUCUACGCCAUGGUGGGGGCCGCUGCUUGCUUAGGAGGUGUCACCCGGAUGACCGUCUCCCUGGUGGUGAUCAUGUUCGAGCUGACCGGAGGGCUGGAGUACAUUGUGCCCCUGAUGGCGGCCGCCAUGACCAGCAAGUGGGUGGCGGACGCCAUCGGCCGCGAGAGCAUCUACGAGGCUCACAUCCGACUCAACGGCUACCCCUUCCUGGAGGCCAAGGAAGAGUUCAGCCACAAGACGCUGGCCAUGGACGUUAUGAGGCCGCGGCGAAGCGACCCGCCCCUCUCCGUGCUGACCCAGGAUGGCAUGACGGUGGGGGACGUGGAGUCCCUGAUCACAGACACCACCUACAGUGGAUUCCCUGUGGUGGUGUCCCACGAGUCCCAGCGCCUGGUGGGAUUCGUGCUGCGCAGGGACCUCAUCAUCUCAAUAGAUAAUGCCAGACAGCGCCAGGACGGGAUAGUGAGUGCGUCGAGGAUCUUCUUUACGGAGUACACGCCCCCACAGCCUCCCAGCAGCCCACCUCCCCUGAAGCUGCGGGGCAUCAUGGAUCUGAGUCCGUUCACCGUCACCGACCUCACGGCCAUGGACAUUGUGGUGGACAUCUUCCGGAAGCUGGGCCUUCGCCAGUGCCUCAUCACGCACAACGGUCGGUUGCUCGGUAUCAUCACCAAGAAGGACAUUCUGAAGCACGUGGCCCAGAUUGCCAACCGGGACCCGGACUCAAUCCUCUUCAACUGAUGCUGCUUUAACCUGG
Esox lucius (northern pike) is the source of this 2615-nucleotide messenger RNA. It is a transcript of the gene clcn5a, whose product is annotated as chloride channel, voltage-sensitive 5a. The record is from RefSeq and is a predicted model, not a curated record. Gene Ontology annotation, biological process: chloride transport; transmembrane transport. Lineage: Eukaryota; Metazoa; Chordata; Actinopteri; Esociformes; Esocidae. The coding region runs from base 188 to 2599 and encodes 803 amino acids. Gene Ontology annotation, cellular component: membrane; early endosome; synaptic vesicle. The transcript is spliced from 13 exons. Gene Ontology annotation, molecular function: voltage-gated chloride channel activity.